Messenger RNA from Hypomesus transpacificus, 2188 nucleotides. RefSeq names its product monoacylglycerol O-acyltransferase 3b (gene mogat3b). The transcript has 8 exons. Gene Ontology annotation, biological process: triglyceride biosynthetic process. The record is from RefSeq and is a predicted model, not a curated record. Gene Ontology annotation, cellular component: endoplasmic reticulum membrane. The coding region runs from base 469 to 1446 and encodes 325 amino acids. NCBI's taxonomy places the organism in Eukaryota, Metazoa, Chordata, Actinopteri, Osmeriformes, Osmeridae. Gene Ontology annotation, molecular function: diacylglycerol O-acyltransferase activity.
CGGAAGUCAUCAAGAACUCACACCGUACCAGCCGGCAGCCGGCCGCGCUCGACCAAAACGGAGACUUCGGGGGAGAAUCUUAAAUAUUUACAAACGACAUAUUUACACCUAUUUGGAAAUAGGUUUAAACUCAAUCGAGCACAUAUAGGGCCGCCGCCUCAUGUCUCCUUACAGUGGGGUUAUCUGAGAACGUACCGAAACUAAAGGCAACCGGUCACAUAUUCGAAUCUAAUUUAACUAAAUUAGUUUAAUAUUGACCUUUGUCAUGUUUAUCUUCGAAAUUGAUUGCUCGUUAGUGUGCCAGAGUGUUGGGGGCGUGGAGGUGAUCGUUAUCUGUAGCCCUACUUGAACUGAUCAAAGUGCGUCCAGUCAUCCAGCUGGAAUCGCGUGGCUACUACUCGCCAUAGCUGCGCCACUCCAAGCUCGAGUCACUCUGUACGAUCUGACAGCUUCACAAAGGUUGCUAUCAUGAAGCAGAAGACGAGAUGGCAGGACUUUCUAGAGAGCGUCAGUGUGUACCAGUGGGUGGUGUCUUUCCUCUUCCUAGGCUUGUCUUGUAUUAUUUUGACUGUGUAUCUGAUGUUUACAUCCCUGUGGCCCGUGGCUGCUCUCAACUUGAUCUGGCUGGUGUUCGACUGGAACACUCCGGAGAGAGGGGGCAGAAGAAAGAUGUGUGUGAGGCAGUGGAAAGUGUGGACUCACUUCAAGAACUACUUCCCAGUAAAGCUGGUGAAGACGGCCGACCUGAAACCAAACAGGAACUACGUGGUGGGUUGUCACCCUCACGGCAUCAUGUCUUGUGGGGGCUUCGUGUGUUUCAGCACUGAGAGCUGUGGGUUCCGGGAGCUGUUCCCCGGGAUCCGCUCCACACUCGUCGUCCUGGCUGGCCUCUUCAGGAUACCCCUCUUGAGGGAGUACCUCAUGACCGCAGGUAUCCUUCCAGUGAGCAAGCCCAGCCUUGAGUACCUGCUGUCUAAGAACGGGACAGGAAACGCAGUGGUGAUCAUUAUAGGGGGCGCUGCUGAGUCCCUGUCUGCCAUCCCAGGGGUCAACACCGUCGUCAUGCGGCGGAGGAAGGGCUUCGUCAGGGUGGCGCUGGAGUUUGGGGCCGACCUGGUCCCAGUCUACUCGUUUGGGGAGAACGAGCUGUUCCGGCAGGUGGAGUUUGAGGACGGCAGCGUCAGGCGCAAGUUGCAGGACCUUUUCAAGAGGAUCAUGGGCUUCGCUCCCUGCCUGUUCCUGGGAGAACGCUGGGUCGUCCUUCCUUAUCGCUUCCCCGUCACCACAGUCGUGGGAGCUCCCAUCUCCGUGCCGAAGCGUCCAAAACCCACAGAGAAGGAGGUGGAUCACUAUCACGGCCUCUACAUGGAGGCUCUGACCAAGCUGUUUCACAAACACAAGGCCAGCUGCGGCCUCUCAGACAGCCACGAGCUGAGGCUAAUCUAGGCCUCCAUUAGGCCUCCAACCAGACCUCCCCACCUCCAGACCUCUGCACCUCCAGACCUCUGCACCUCCCAAGACCACCAGACCUUCGCAUGACAUUUGUUGUUCUCAAAACAGUGCAAACUUAACAAAUCCUCCAUCGUAGGAGUCAGACUGAUCAGUUAAAGACACUAGAUCUCCCAGAUGUUUCACUCAUCAUAAAGGAGAUCACAGAUGAAGCCCUUAACACUCUACUAGUUUAAAGACAACAUGUGUUAUAUCUUAAAUAUGUGAAGACCUAUGUGGAUAGUAAACCUGUUCUUAUUAUAAUGUUCUACCAUUGACAAAAUGUGUAAUUUGCAUAGUUCGGAUGCAAAUACAAGACUGGAUGAAUUUAUCAUCUUUAAAAAGCACUACAUGUCAAAUCUGGGGCGUAUUACUAAAUGUCUUUUAAAUGGCUUGAGAGCAUGGAUUUAAGAUGGCAGAAAUUAGCCAUAUCAGCAACUGCAGAUUGUUUUUCUAUUCCCUCUGUCUGCCUGUUGCCAUGUUGUGGUAAACACAUGACUCCUAUUACAAGUAAUCAUUUAUGUAUCUUCUUGUUGUUAAUACUUCCAAGUUCACAAGACUUCAUCACAAAACACACAGUAACAUCAAUCCUAUUGACAUUAUCUAUAUCUAUAUCUGUAAUCUAUAUCUAUAAUCUUACUAAGUCUGAAAGAAUGUUUACAGCCACGUUUAAAAUGAUUAAAAAGUUUUGGAAAAAGUG